Molecule: messenger RNA, 1029 nt
Organism: Penicillium maclennaniae
Lineage: Eukaryota; Fungi; Ascomycota; Eurotiomycetes; Eurotiales; Aspergillaceae
Product: AIM24 family protein
Exons: 6
Coding region: 1-1029 (342 amino acids)
Source: RefSeq, a predicted model, not a curated record
AUGGCCGAACAACAGCAUUAUCCUCCUCCGCCCAUGUCGGCUCCAGCUCACGUAACAUCAUUCCCGGGUCCCCCCCCAAGCCACUCCUCCCCCGAGCAGUACCCCGGACCUCCACCAUCAGUUAGCCCACCUGCGAGUGAAAAGCAGGCACAGUUCUAUCAAUAUAACUACCAGCAAAAUGCUGCUGCUGUGAAGCAAAACUCCCCUUUCAUUCCCAGUCCGCCUCCAAAUGAGAAGCAGCCACAAUACUAUCCACAAAAUGCCACUCUUGUGCAAAAGCUUGGUCCUCGCGUACCCGGCGCACCCACGCCAGGAGAGUUUGCCGGUGCAUCCUCUACGGGAACCACCGAGGAUACAGUCGGAACUUUUAACGGAGGCAGCUACAGGAUCAGUCACCGCGAUGUUAACUCGCUUCUGACAUUGCAACUGGCAAUGGGCUGCCCCUUGACUGCCAAGCCAGGGGUGAUGAUUGCCAUGUCUACGACCAUGACACUUCGGGGAACUGUAUCCUUCAACUUCAAGAAGCUCCUGGCAGGUGGCGAACUAUCUAUGUCACACUAUACGGGCCCUGGUGAGCUGCUUCUCGCACCUUCAGUGCUGGGUGAUAUCUUCUUCCUACGGCUGGAAGAAGGACAGACAUGGAAAAUAUCGAGAGACUGUUUCAUGGCCUCAACGUCUGCGGUGAAGCACGAGUACCAGGCACAAGGCCUCUCAAAGGCUGUCUUCGGUGGAGCUGGACUUUUCAUCUACAAGAUUUCUGGUACUGGAAUACUGUGGUUACAAAGCUUUGGCGCCAUCAUCAAGAAGGAUCUCAAGGAAAACGAAACGUACUUCAUUGACAAUGGCCACCUCGUCGCAUGGAACUGCAAGUAUAAAAUUGAGCGUGUUGCAUCUGGUGGGAUCAUUUCCGGUCUGAGUUCUGGAGAAGGUCUUGCCUGCAAGUUCGAAGGCCCAGGAACCGUUUAUCUACAGACAAGAAACUUGAACGCUUUUGCUGCCCAGAUGAAAGUCAGCACUGCCAGCGGUUAG